This is a messenger RNA of Pelobates fuscus (common spadefoot toad), 4366 nucleotides long. It is a transcript of the gene NCSTN, whose product is annotated as nicastrin. Bases 11 to 2185 code for a protein of 724 amino acids. The record is from RefSeq and is a predicted model, not a curated record. NCBI's taxonomy places the organism in Eukaryota, Metazoa, Chordata, Amphibia, Anura, Pelobatidae. Gene Ontology annotation, cellular component: plasma membrane. The transcript is spliced from 17 exons. Gene Ontology annotation, biological process: Notch receptor processing; protein processing.
CUGGCGGCUGAUGCCGGAAGUAGCAGACUGGCCUGUGAUCAUGGCGGCUGGAGACUCAGUGAAGAGGAUGGCGGGCCAGGCCGGACUGGGAUGGAGGGCUCCGGGGCUCGUCCUGCUCCUACUAGCGGGUAUAUGUCGUGCAAAUUCAGUGGAGAGGAAAAUCUAUGUUAACCUAAACAAUACUGCUCCAUGUGUCCGCCUCCUCAACGCAACGCAUCAAACAGGAUGUCAAUCCUCUAGGAAUGGUGACACAGGUGUGAUUCACGUGGUAGAAAAGGAAGAUGACUUGUUGUGGGUGUUGGAGACAGGACCCAAUCCUCCAUACAUGCUGUUGCUUGAUGGCUUCUUAUUUACCAGGGACACCAUAGCAAAACUGAAGGGCAGUUCCCGUGUGUCAGGAAUAGCAGUCGCAUUUUCUAAACCCAGUCCCCCUGACGGCUUCUCUCCCGAUCUGCAAUGUCCAAAUGAUGGAUUUGGUGUUUACACAGAGGAGCAUGGACCUCAGUAUGCUCACUGCAAUAAGACCACGUGGAACCCCCUGGGAACUGGCUUUUCAUAUGAAGAUUUUGAAUUCCCAAUUUUCCUUCUCCAGGACGAGAAUGAGACUGAGGUCAUUAAACAGUGUUACAGAGAGCAUAAUAUCCCUCAGAAUGGCACCGACCCAAAAUACCCGCUGUGUGCCAUGCAACUGUACUCUCACAUGCACGCUGUGACCAGCACCGUUACCUGCAUGAGACGCAACUCCAUUCAGAUGUCCUUCAGCAUUAACCCUGAAGCAGUGUGCGACACAUUAGCUGGGUAUAACGUGUGGAGUGCUGUAAAACCCAUUAACAUCUCUGGCACACUGGCUCCCGAGGAUCGCGUUAUAAUGGUAGCUACCAAGGUGGACAGUCGUUCUUUCUUUUGGAACAUAGCCCCAGCAGCUGAGAGCACAGUUUCUGGGAUGGUGACUCAAUUAGCGGCUGCAGAAGCUCUACAGAAGGUGCCAGACGUUCAGUCUCUGCCGAUGAACAUCAUGUUCAGUUUCUUCCAAGGGGAAGUGUUUGACUACAUCGGCAGCUCCCGUAUGGUGUAUGAUAUGGAGAAAGGGAAGUUCCCCGUCAAACUCAGCAAUAUCCACUCAUUUAUUGAACUCAACCAGGUGGCGCUAAGAAAUAAUUCCUUACUGUGGAUCCACACUGACCCAUUGUCCCGGAACAAUGAUUCUGUAAAUGCAGAGGUAGAAAAACUAAUCGAGACUCUACGUAACUCCACCACAAAUCCCAAUGUCGUGGUUCAGGAAGCUGACCAGUCCGAGCCUCUUCCACCCGCUUCCUUCCAGCGUUUCCUAAGGGCUCGCAACAUUCCUGGUGUGGUUCUGACUGAUCAUAGGAAUGCAUACAGCAACAAAUAUUUUCACAGCAUAUAUGACACGGCUGACAACAUCCAUAUGGAUUACCCAGAUGGUCUCUCUAAAGAGGAAGCGCUGGAGUAUAUUACCGAUGCAGCCAGGUCUCUUACAGAUGUGGCUUCUGUUCUUGCCACCACCUUGUACCGGCUAGCUGGAGGAAACGACACAAUGGAGAUCAAGGCAGAUCCAAAAACGGUCACAAGGAUGUUAUACGGAUUUUUGAAGAUGUCCAACAAUAGCUGGUUCCAGUCCAUUAUCAGGCCGGAGUGGAAAGGGAUUCUGCAAGACUUCCAGCCUCAGUAUUAUGUGACUGCCACCUUGCAAGGUACAAAAACGACCGCUAACAACCAAACUGCUCUACUACUGUCUGUAUUGGCUAACCUCACGGGGACAGUGGUAAACUUCACCAAGGAUGAAUGUCAGAGCCUUGACAAAGCCACAGAUCCGAAGAAAGAACUGUAUGAUUACUACUGGGUGCAGGGUUCCCUCAAUGAAAACUCAACCACUAGGACCCCAUUCUGUGUACGGACCUCCAUGCGAAGCCACCUGGCAGAAUCUCCUGCAUUUGAACUAGUAGAGUGGGGUUCCACAGAAUAUUCCACAUGGACAGAAAGCCGCUGGAAGGAGAUUCGGGCCCGGAUUUUCCUUGUACCUAGUCGUCAUUUAGAGAUAAUCACGUUGGCUGUGGGAAUUUUGGUAUUUAUCAUAUCUCUAGUCGUCACAUAUUUUAUCAAUGCCAAGGCGGACAUCUUGUUCAGCGGUACUCAGGAAGGAGAUGUAAACGUUGCCUACUAGAGACUCUCUUCUACCAUCAUCUAAGAGGACCAAGACCUGCAGCGUGCACCGGCUUGGUACAAGUGCCCUUGCUGCUUUCAAAAAAAAAAUUACGACACUGGAGAGACUUGGAUUUUUUUUUAUUAAUUUUCUAAAGAUAUGUUAUUAAAGGUGCAUACUGGCAAGUAAGGAGGAGACCUUUCUCAUUCAUUUUCUCUUGAAAACUAAACAUCUAACGCUAUUGAAGGAAACAUUGGAAGGAACUUUGGCAUAUAAAGUAGACUUUGGUUUACCAUGUACCAAAAACAGUGGAUCUAAUAGUUUGAUAAAUAAAGAUUCAAACCAUUGGGAUAGAAGUACUGUUGCCAUGGUGACUGCUACACAUCAUCACAGAAAUAUUACAUUUAAUGUCACCAAAAAUAUGACACUGUCAUCGCCUGCGUUCUAUGCAGUUUUUGUUUCAAUUUCCCUGUUUGCCCUUCUUUCAUUGUUUUUUUUUUUUUUUUUUUUCGUGAUGCACUAUUUUUGUAAAAUGCAUGCUCACAUAAGAGCAGAAAAUUAAAUUGAUACAUUGUGCUAGCAAGUGUAUACGUUGGAUGAUAAACCUGUGUGAAAAUAGGUAUUUGCCCCACCUGUCAAUCAUUUCUUCAGCUUAGACCUCUAUGCCAAAGAACUGACUGACUGGGAGAGCAGGAGAGACUUCUAUCAUGUGAUCCUCCUGCUCUCCGACAUAGCAACCAAAGUGCCCGCACUGUUGUUGCUAUAAUUGUUGUUGUUGCUAUGAUUACUCUCUGUCGUUUUUUUGUGCAGGAUAGAGAAGUAUAGGAAUGAAGUGAUUCAAUGAAGCCAGUAUGUUGGCAUCUGAGUAGGAUUGCCUUGUUUAAGGAAUUUUCCCCAAGCAGAGCAUAUCAAAUCCCCUGUCGUUUUUUUGUCCAGGAUAGAGAAGUAUAGGAAUGAAGUGAUUCAAUGAAGCCAGUAUGUUGGCAUCUGAGUAGGAUUGCCUUGUUUAAGGAAUUUUCCCCAAGCAGAGCAUAUCAAAUCGUAGCACAGGUGGCACCAGAGGUGCAUGUUAAAUAGUGACACGAAGCCGCGAACAUGGUGCCACUGGGCUAGAACAUAUUCUGCUGAGUAUGUUCUGUAUCUCUUUGAUAAAUUAUAUAUUCAUAGUUUCUAGGGAAAUUUCUCUCAUGACAGGUUUACGUUAACGGUGAUUUUUGCGCAUCUGAAUGCCACAUACUGUACAAAUAUUUUGGACGAGAUAUUAGGAAAUCAAGCUUUAUUAGCCGGGGAUUUGGGUGCUGGUAAUUCUCAGUUUUGUUUUGUCAAACAAGUUUUAAAUGCUUUGACAAAAAUCUGAGAAUCAGAACCCUUAUCCCCCUUUCACCAUAGGUGCUAUAAUAACUUUUAUAGUGGUUAUGGUACUUGGAGAGAGGGUCUUUUUAAUUCAGAACAUUUAGGAACAAGUGGUUAUUGUUGGGGGGGGGGAGAGGGAAGGGAAAUUAUAAUUACUGAUUUCUUAAUAUAACAAAACAGUUUUUGCAAUUACCUUUGUUGUUGCCUGUAUUGUUAAAGACACAACAGUGAUGAUUUUCUGUCUGCAACCCUUCGUCCGUAUUGUAUUUUUGUAUUUUUUCUGUCUUCAGCGUUAAAUAUUCGCAGCCGCCGAUUUGUGACUCACCAGUCCUGAAUCCACAAAUCUUUUUCUUAAGAUUGUUUGUAAACUGAAUCUGUCACAUUUACAGAAACAGUAGUUUGGGAUCCAGCACAUAAAGUGAGAUAUUGUGUAUUUUAAAGGAAAAUGUGCUGGAUUAAACCUAUGCCAUUAUCAGAAACAUGACAGAUCUUUGCUGUUCAGCUUGUAUACAUGCUUGAGAAAAAAAGAAAAAAAGAUUUUGUGACAUCUGGGGAUUCACCUUUAUAAAUAAAGCUCUUUCAAGUAGAUAGAAGGUCAGAAUAAUCAUUUGACAGCUGAGCAACAUCAUUAACCCUGCGGGUCAUGUUCACUAAAUGUAGUCAUUCCACAAUACUGUUUGUUGCCUGUUUAAUCUAAGAUGACUGUGAUUUAACAGUUAGAUGAUGUGACAGUGCAGUUUUUAAUUAUUUACGAAUUGGCAUCUAAUAUUUUGUUUUGGCUUUGUGCGAAAGAAAUUAAAAAUUAUCAGCAAAAAGUGUUGCUCUGUACUUUUACUGUUUUAGACCAAA